AUGCUGGGAGACUUAAAGGUCACUUCAGAAAGUGAUUCUUCAUUAGUAAAGGUCUCCAACACCCUCGAAUCCCUGUCACAACAUGAUAUUCCAUCCAUGUCAUGGUGGGGUAGCUUUAAGGAUGGGUUUAAACCUUCCCCAUAUUGUACCACAGUUGAUACCACGAAUCUCACUGAUAUCGAAAGAGCCAACAAAGGUGUUGAACAAACGGUGUUGAAUAAAGACCUUAAAAAUAGACAUCUUCAAAUGUUAAGUUUAGGAGGGACUUUGGGAACCGGAUUGUUGAUAGGUUCGGGGUCGGCAUUAGCGACCGGAGGACCAGCAGCAUUAAUUAUCGGUUGGGGGAUAAUUGGAACCAUGGUGUUUAACACUGUGCAUGCAUUGGGAGAGCUUUGUGUUGCCCUUCCAGUUUCAGGAGCUUUUUCCAGUUAUGCAACAAGGUUUAUUGAUUCUUCGUGGGGAUUUGCAGUCGGUUGGAACUAUGCCCUUAUGUGGCUUAUAGUGUUACCAUUGGAAUUAGUGGCUGCUGCUAUUUCGAUCCAAUUUUGGAAUUCAAAUAUAAACCCAGUUGCCUGGGUGAGUGUCUUCUACAUUUUAAUCGUUGCUAUUAAUUUGUUUGGCGUUAAAGGAUAUGGAGAAGCAGAAUUUAUAUUAUCUACAUUCAAAGUAAUUGCUCUCUCAGGGUUUAUAAUCUUGGGGGUAAUUUUGGUAUGUGGUGGAGGGCCUACACAUGAGUUUAUUGGAAGUAGAUAUUGGAAAGAUCCGGGUCCUUUUGCUAAUGGUUUUAAGGGCGUGUGUUCAGUGUUUGUUACUGCAUCUUAUAGUUUAGCAGGUUCCGAGUUAGUUGGACUUGCAGCAUCUGAAUCCGAAGAUCCUUCCAAGACGUUACCAAAAGCCAUUAGACAAGUUUUCUGGAGGAUCUUCUUCUUCUUUUUCAUAACGUUGACAAUAGUGGGAUUGCUUGUUCCUUAUACUUCUUCAAAUUUAUUUGGUUCUGGUUCUGCUGUAUCACCAUUUGUGAUAGCCAUUAACAAUGCCCACAUCAAAGUAUUACCAUCCAUUUUCAAUGCAGUUAUCCUUGUUUCAGUAAUUUCAGUAGGGAAUUCUGCCGUAUAUGGAUGUUCACGUACAAUUCAAAGUCUUGGUGCUCAGGGCCUAGCUCCAAAAUUUUGUGCUUAUGUGGAUAAGCGAGGAAGACCUUUAGGCGGGCUUCUUGUGGCAGCAGUAUUUGGUUUGUUGUGUUUCCUAAGUGCAUACAAAGACGAGGAAUCUAUCUUUGCUUGGUUGUUGAGUAUAAGUGGGUUACUGACAAUAUUCCUGUGGAUUAACAUAGGGGUAUGUCAUAUAAGGUUCAGAAUGGCACUUAAACUUCAUGGUAAAACCACUGAUGAUUUGGAGUUUGUCUCGAUAGGAGGAAUUUGGGGAUCAAUCUAUUCAAUUGUCUUAUUGAUAUUGGUCUUGAUAGCACAAUUCUGGGUUGCAUUAUUUCCUGUUGGAGGGGACGGUUCUCCGAAUGCUAGAAUUUUUUUUCAGAAUUACCUUGGCGUCAUUGUGAUCUUGGUAUUCUACUUGGCUCAUAAGUUGUAUUCGAAAAAUUGGAGACUAUGCGUACCCCUUUAUUCAGUGAAACUUGACUGA
Yamadazyma tenuis ATCC 10573 is the source of this 1638-nucleotide messenger RNA. The record is from RefSeq and is a predicted model, not a curated record. Lineage: Eukaryota; Fungi; Ascomycota; Pichiomycetes; Serinales; Debaryomycetaceae.